AUGGAAAAUAUUGAAGCUUAAAAUAAAACCAAAAGGCAAAAGCUCGUAAAUAUAAAGCCAAAAAAAUCUAUAAGACAUUUGAUUGCUCACAGAUUUAAAUCACUAGAUUAAUUUGGUAGAAAGGUUUUAUUGACUUUUGAAGGUGAAGAAUCAUACAAGACUUCAUUUGGUGCAUUAAUAUCUUUGUUCUUGAUCAUUACACUACUUUGUUACGCAGCUUUUAAAGGGAUUAAUCUUUACAACAAAUAUAAUCCUAACAUUUCAAGAGUUUCCUUGAUUAGAGAUAUGAGCGAUGGACUCCUAGUAAAGCCAUAGAAUACAGGUUUUGACUUUGCAAUUGGUCUUCGAAAGGAUCUUCAUCCUUCUAUUGGAUUCAUUACUAUAAAGCAAGCAGGUUAUUAUAUUACAGAUUAACUUGAUUAAUAUGGAAAUCCAAAGAGACCGAAACUCACAUACCCUUUAAAAUUUCACAAAUGCGGGACCGAAUAUUUCAAUUAUCCUAAUCAAUCUGAGGUGGUUGAAAAAGGAAUAUCUAACUAUCUCUGUCUAGAUAAAGAUGAUUACAAAUUUCAAGGGAAUUUCUAUUAAAAGAAUUUUUAAUACCUAGAGAUAAAACUGUGGAAAUGUCAGAACUAAUCUAGCAUCGCGAAUAGGACAGAUGUUCCGAAUUCAGAUGGCACUUAUGACUAUAAUUAUAGUGGAGAGUGCCAAGAUUAAUAGGUGAUUGAUGAUUAUUUCAACUAAGAAGUAUUUAGUUUGGCUUUCAUUAAUACAUAUUUUGACUUCUUUAAUUUCAGAGAGUAAAAUCCAAUAAGAAAAUUUAUAGAUGAUUAAUUUUUCCUUGAACUUGAAUCCUCAAAAAUCAAAAAAGCUAAUAUAUACUUUCAAGUAUAGAAAGGUAAUCUGCAAGAUGAAUACAUAUAAUUUGGUUAAUAUGAAGAAAUUGAAUUCCAUUAGCUAAAAAAUUUUCGUCAAUAUGAUAAGGGCUAUACAAAUGAUGAAGGGCAUAUAGUUGCAUUAUACAUGAGACUUGAUAAUGAAUAUGAUCUUUAUAAUAGAAAAAUUUAUUCAAUCCUUGAGCUAUUGGGAGAUAUUGGUGGAUUAUAUAGAGCUCUCUCGGCUAUAGGUAUCUUUAUUGUAGCCUAGAUUGCUAGCACUUUGUUUUUUAGUGAUGUAAUGACUAAAAUUUAUCAGGUAUUUGAUAAUAAUGGAGAACUUAGUAAGUAGAAUAAUAACACAGAGGAAGUCAAUUACUCACCAUCAACCAAUUUAUAAAAUGUAUUUUCUGGGGAAGAUACUCUAAAAUCUGAUAAAGAAUAGAAAAAAAUACAAAAAUGCCAAAGAUUGAUGCUGAGUAAUCUCAAAAUAGAAGAAAAUAAAAGAAGUUAGAAUCUAAAAGACAAAAAUUCUGUGGACAGUGAUGAUAUACAAGGAUUGCUGAAUUCUUUUAUGACUAGAAAACUUGAGCUAGAACUUGAUGUUAUUCAUCUAGUUAAAACUCUUAGAAAGUUUAAGCUACUUGCUUAAGCAUAACUCAAUUAGCAGCAUAGAAUGUUACUAAGAUUUCAAAGGCAAAAUUUGAUAGAGACAAGCUCAGAAUCAUCAGAUUCAGAUGAUAAUCAUUUGGAGCCUUUAGGACUAUUGGAGUCUUAAAACCCUAUGAUAAAAUUGGUAACAUUGGGUAAACUUAAGAAAAUGAUGAAGUCUUUUGAAGGAAAAUCACUAAAUAGUAUAGAAUCUAAUCUUAUAAGAGGAGUAUUCAAGAGAAAACUGAAAGACUUCUAAGAUGAGUUAAAGAAAAUUACCCUUAUUUAACGAGUGUUUUCAACUACUUGUGCUUAGUCCCUAGAAUAGGACAGUAAUUACAACUUAGAGAGAGAUGAAGAAGACUAUAUCCCAGAAUAAAGGAAUAUUUAUGAAUCAGAUGAAAAUUGA
Molecule: messenger RNA, 1935 nt
Organism: Stylonychia lemnae
Lineage: Eukaryota; Ciliophora; Spirotrichea; Sporadotrichida; Oxytrichidae
Source: the annotation of a GenBank genome assembly